Messenger RNA from Saccostrea cuccullata (small rock oyster), 1266 nucleotides. Its product is annotated as multiple epidermal growth factor-like domains protein 10. Lineage: Eukaryota; Metazoa; Mollusca; Bivalvia; Ostreida; Ostreidae. The record is from RefSeq and is a predicted model, not a curated record. Gene Ontology annotation, molecular function: scavenger receptor activity. The annotation marks the transcript as partial. The transcript is spliced from 7 exons.
AAAUCUCAUAAAAUGUAGAUGAUAACUGGGAAUAUUUUGCCUUCUGACUUCGUUCAGAAAAAAAGGUUUUCUUAAACAAAAUCUUAUUACACUUUAUGCAUACAUAUUAUUCCGUAUCAAACAUGAAAAGUGGAACUGCUUUAAUUUAUUUUCUCGGUGAAAUUUCAUUGAUUGGGAAAAUAGCAGAGGCUUAUGAAAAUCUUGCUUUACGGAAACAAACAUGGCAGCAGUAUCCUUAUAUGUAUAACGACUGGCCCACGUAUUUAGAUUUACUACUAUAUAAUUAUCCGGCGGAUAAAGCCGUGGAUGGAUUGUUUUCAGACCGGUCUAAUUCUGUUGGACAAUGUACAAUAUCUGGUAAUCAAAAAAGAACUGCAACCUGGCGGGUGGAUCUAGGAAAAGUUCUUAACAUACAUCAUAUAACUAUCUAUUACAGGACGGACAACCUUCCAUGGGGCCCUGACAAUGGAUACACAAGCCGAUUCCUUGGAUUUUCGCUUUUUAUAUCGAACACCACCAACAAAGAUGACGGUUAUCUAUGUUUUAAAGACACACACUACACUAGAGAAACGAUACCGAGUAAUAUUACAAUAGAAUGUAUAAAGCAUGGACGGUACGUCAUCUAUUACAAUGAAAGACUCCCAGGAGUUACCUACCCUGAUGGAUAUUCUACAUACGCGUACAAUGAACUCUGUGAAGUCCAGGUUUAUGGAUGCCCUUCCUUUGUUAUUUACGGAGAAAAUUGCACAUUUCCGUGUCCACAGAUUUGUCGUGAAGGAAGCUGUAACAUUGUAGACGGAACUUGUUUUGGAUGUAUUGCCGGGCACAGAGGCUCACGAUGUGAAAAAUUUUGUGACGGAGGUAAAUUCGGACAAAACUGUGCUCACUCAUGCGGGUCUUGUCUUGAUAAAGAACAAUGUCAUCACAUUAAUGGGUCAUGCUUGAAUGGAUGCGAUAAAGGUUACUAUGGAGACAGAUGUACACAAGUAUGUUCUGAUGGGUGGUACGGAUACAACUGCCUAGACAUGUGUGACGUCAAUUGUGGAGAGCGGACAAGAUGUGACAGGAAAUCAGGACAAUGUCAAAAUGGGUGUCAGCCAGGAUGGAAGGAUAUAAAAUGUGACAAGAAAUGCGACGGAGGUAAAUUUGGAUUAAACUGUGCUCAGUCAUGCGGGGUCUGUCUUGAUAAUAAACAAUGUCAUCACAUUAAUGGGACAUGCUUGAAUGGUUGUGAUAAAGGUUACCAUGGAGACACUUGUACACAAG